ACCAUGUGGUGUUGGAUAAUUCGAGAAAAGCGUCAGUGAGACUUCACCAUCGUUGAUAUCUGUCAACAUCACAUCGCAGCUCGUUUAUCUGACAUUCAGCUGCUUUAGGAAAGCCGGACGUUCAACGGUUAUUUAAAGAAGAAUCAUAUAAAUCAAAAUAUGUUGUCCGUAGCGAGAACAGCAGUCAGAAAUGUGUCGUGCUCUCAGAAGAGCUCCAGCAGUGUGUCUGAACUCAUCAAGAAGGCUUGUUGGAAUGGAUUGACACAAAAAACUCUCCAGACAGCAGCCAGACGUCAUUAUGCUUCGGAGGCGAUCAAAGGAGCAGUCAUUGGAAUCGACCUGGGAACCACAAACUCUUGUGUGGCUGUCAUGGAAGGCAAACAAGCAAAGGUCCUGGAAAACGCUGAGGGUAUGCGGACGACCCCAUCUGUGGUGGCCUUCACAGCUGACGGCGAGAGGCUUGUGGGAAUGCCUGCCAAACGUCAAGCUGUGACGAACCCCAACAACACACUCUACGCUACUAAACGUCUGAUUGGACGGCGCUACGAUGACCAAGAAGUUCAGAAAGAUUUGAAGAAUGUGCCCUAUAAGAUCGUGCGUGCCUCUAAUGGUGACGCCUGGCUUGAAGCUCAGGGCAAACUGUACUCGCCGAGUCAGGCCGGUGCCUUUGUUCUGAUGAAGAUGAAGGAGACUGCAGAGAGCUACUUGGGUCAUACGGUGAAGAAUGCGGUUAUUACAGUGCCUGCAUACUUCAACGACUCCCAGAGACAGGCGACGAAGGACGCUGGACAGAUUGCGGGUUUAAAUGUGCUGCGUGUGAUUAAUGAACCGACUGCCGCUGCUUUAGCCUAUGGACUUGAUAAGACUCAGGACAAAAUAAUUGCGGUGUAUGAUCUUGGUGGUGGGACGUUUGAUAUCUCUGUCCUGGAGAUCCAGAAGGGGGUGUUUGAGGUAAAGUCCACCAAUGGAGACACGUUUCUGGGUGGAGAAGAUUUCGAUCAGCACCUGCUCAGACAUAUCGUCAAGGAGUUCAAGAGAGAGUCUGGUGUAGAUCUGACCAAAGACAACAUGGCACUGCAGAGGGUGAGAGAGGCUGCAGAGAAAGCCAAAUGCGAGCUGUCUUCCUCUCUACAGACUGAUAUCAACCUUCCGUACCUGACGAUGGAUGCAUCUGGCCCUAAACACUUGAACAUGAAGCUCACUCGCUCUCAGUUCGAAGGCAUCGUGGCUGAUCUCAUCCGCAGGACUGUCGCGCCGUGUCAGAAAGCCAUGCAGGAUGCUGAGGUCUCCAAGAGCGACAUCGGUGAAGUUCUGCUGGUCGGGGGAAUGAGUCGAAUGCCCAAGGUCCAGCUGACCGUUCAGGAUCUGUUCGGUCGAACUCCCAGCAAGUCUGUGAAUCCGGAUGAGGCCGUGGCAAUCGGAGCGGCUAUUCAGGGCGGGGUUCUCGCGGGAGAUGUCACCGACGUGCUCUUGCUGGACGUUACGCCGCUGUCUCUCGGUAUCGAGACUCUGGGAGGCGUCUUCACCAAACUCAUCAACCGAAACACAACCAUUCCUACCAAGAAAAGCCAGGUGUUCUCCACCGCUGCUGAUGGACAGACGCAAGUAGAGAUCAAAGUGUGUCAGGGCGAGCGAGAGAUGGCUGGAGACAACAAGAUCCUGGGACAGUUCACACUGGUGGGCGUCCCUCCGGCUCCUCGUGGAGUUCCUCAGAUUGAAGUCACCUUUGACAUUGACGCUAAUGGAAUUGUGCACGUCUCUGCUAAAGACAAGGGUACCGGACGUGAACAGCAGAUUGUCAUCCAGUCGUCUGGUGGCCUCAGCAAAGACGACAUUGAGAACAUGAUUAAGAACGCUGAGAAGUACGCAGAGGAGGACAGGAGACGGAAGGACCGCGUGGAAGCCGUCAACAUGGCAGAGGGCAUCGUUCACGACACCGAGUCGAAGAUGGAGGAGUUUAAGGAUCAGCUGCCAGCCGAUGAGUGUAAUAAACUGAAAGAGGAGAUGGAGAAAGUACGAGAGCUGCUUUCACGGAAAGACACAGAAACGGGAGAGAACAUCAAACAAGCGGCUACAAACCUACAGCAGGCCUCGCUCAAACUUUUCGAGAUGGCCUAUAAGAAGAUGGCGUCUGAGAGAGAAGGCAGCGGCGGCUCGAGCUCAGGAGGAGAAGCGGGAGAGAAAAAGGAAGGACAGCAUUAAAGUCCGUCAUGUCCGAGUAUGUUGUAGGACUGAAUGGCUUGAGAACAUAAACGUUGUGUUGCCCUGAGCAGCGUACUCAAGUUAUUCUUACAUAUACUGUGUUUUCGGCAGUAACAUCUACAUUACGUCUAUUAUAAUGUCUCAUCCACCUUCCUCUGACUAGUAGUUCAUAUUCAUUUACUGGGUUGUGAAUCUCAAAGCAGCAAAAUGUGCCAUCUAAGUGUUUUGAUUUUCCAUCUCUGGUUUAAAGGCCUGACGAUGUACAUACUCAUCGUAGACGUAAUGACCCUUUAGUCAUUUAGGCGUACAUUCCAGCAUGUUGACCAAGUGUUUUAUUCUGUAAACUAUUUUUGUUAAUAUUGGAAGUAAAUGGGACUGUAUGUAUGGCUAAAUGGCUUUAGGAUAUCUAUUUAUCUACAAUGAGUAUGCAUAAUAUCAGGAGUCACAUAGAAAAGACACUGUUUUAUAUGUAAAUGACAUAAUAUGCGAUCUGCCUACAUGGUCUGUUAUGCUUGGAAAUUGAUCAUAGGUCAAAAGUGUUUGAGCGUGUAAAGCUGUAUGAGUCACACAACGGAUGAUGUGCAAUUGGUAGUUUAGUGUAUUGUUUAUAUUUUGUUUGAUUUUGCUGAUCAUACUGGCAUCUUAUAUUAAGCAGGUUUAGAACGAUCAAAUCUGCAUCACAGUCUUCUGCUUGCUCAACAAAGUAAAAUGCUGAAUUGGUUUAAAUUUCCCUCCAGAACAUACCAAGAUGUUCAGUGUGAACUCCAGGCACGAUUGAAUAAAGGUUGCAUAUUGAAAGAGUGAACGGACUGAUUUGUGCUGACGUGCAUAUUGUGAAAUCGUCAAAUAUACAGUAAAAGAUGUAUAGGGUGGAUUUGUUCAUUUAGCUGAUAAUGCUAAUUUUUGCUGUUAUGGAGGACUGGUUUAUCAUCAUCUUGACUCUGUCUUACCUAAAGAAAGAAUUGCGUAAGACAGCACAGAAGUUACACACAAAAGCCAACUUGUAUGUUCUGGUUUAUAGAAGGAAAAUAACCACAGGUGCUCUGUACAAAGGCUGAUGUCUUUUGAAAAUGUUUAAUGGGAAACGUGGACAUCAAUGACUUAAUGGGUUUGAAGAAAGUGAUAUUUCAAUGCAGUCUUUUAUAAUAAAAUAAUCAAAGUGUUUGAACUGCCGUUUCUGUAUUUUUCCACA
Molecule: messenger RNA, 3394 nt
Organism: Xyrauchen texanus (razorback sucker)
Lineage: Eukaryota; Metazoa; Chordata; Actinopteri; Cypriniformes; Catostomidae
Product: stress-70 protein, mitochondrial-like
Exons: 17
Coding region: 160-2202 (680 amino acids)
Biological process (GO): cellular response to unfolded protein; protein refolding
Cellular component (GO): cytoplasm; mitochondrion
Molecular function (GO): ATP binding; ATP hydrolysis activity; ATP-dependent protein folding chaperone
Source: RefSeq, a predicted model, not a curated record